AAAAUGGUGUAUUGAUGUGAACUAUUUGUUUGCAAAGGAAACCAGUGACAAUGAUUUUAGUGAUAUUUGUUUGUAUCCUAGGGGUUCAAGGGGAUAGACCCCUAUUCAGGAGACCAUCCUUUAGGGAUAUUCAAGACGACCCUUCAGUAACAGUGAGAAGUAGAAGAUUAACUCCAAUUAUUUCUAGGCGAAUAGAUAUUACAGAAGUUCAGGAUGAGGCGCCAUUAGAUGAAAUGGCGCUAAGUAAUGAAUUGGCGCCAAGAAAGGAUGUGGCGCCAAGAAAGGAUGUGGCGCCUAUCACUAAGUUUAUUGAAUAUUCUGAUCAACUUGAAGAUACAGAUUCAACAUUACAAAAACCAGAAUGGAGUCCUGCAGAAUUGGAUCUAAUAGAAGAGUUCCAACAAAUUCUGAACACAACCCCUAAGGGUCAGUUGAUCGAGACCACAAAGUUUCUUCUCUUUAACACCCAAGCUGUGGAUAUUAUAGAAACCACGUUAAGAACCGGUUUGGAGGAAACAACAACAAAUAGACAAACAACCCUUGAAUCCUCUGACACUACCCUGCCUGAUGUAUCCCUGGUAGGUGCAGGGUCGGAGAGUGAAUUAAGAUCUGCCACUGUCCCCACUACGCUAUCAGAGAUAUCUCCCUCCUUCCUAGUAUCUUCUACCACUCAGAAGAUUCAGCUCAGAGAACCUAAAUCCUUAGAAAUUGAGAUAAAUGAUCGUUCCAACAGAAUUCCAGUUUUUAGUGACAUGCUGCCCCCACAGUCAAUCCAUCCUCCUUCUCUGGUCAAGGCAACAUCGUUCGACGACCUUCUUCAGAAACCAAAAUUUAAAAACUUUGACCUUGAAAAUUUUCCUAAAAGAUUGAAGGAUGAAUUUGAGGGAGAAGUUCCAGAUAUUUCACUUGAAAAGCGUAAAGAAUUAAUCAAGGAAGCUUUAGAACGUCUGAAAACUCAGAGACAGGAAGACACCACUACUAAUGAUGAAAAAGAUUAUGAUUUUGGUGCAAGUGAAUCACCAAAUGACUAUUAUGAAUAUGAGGAUGAUUACAAAGAAAACUUACCAAAAAGUGAAAAGCCGCAAGAUUUUGCGGAAAUGCCGCGUACAGUUCAAUCUACAACGGAAGAAGACGACUUGGCUCACACUUCUACAAUUGAUAUAGUUCAACCAACAAUAGUUAUUAAUCUGGUCGAGAAUUUAUCAGGAAAAAUAACCAUAUAUAUUAAUAAUUUUUAA
Molecule: messenger RNA, 1238 nt
Organism: Eurytemora carolleeae
Lineage: Eukaryota; Metazoa; Arthropoda; Copepoda; Calanoida; Temoridae
Exons: 9
Coding region: 51-1238 (395 amino acids)
Source: RefSeq, a predicted model, not a curated record